AUGGUGCUGAAUCGUGCAGCCAUAGCACGGAUUUCAACAUCGUUACAAAAAGCCGAAACUAUUCUUGAGUAUUACCACGACUGGACCGAGUUCGACGACCAAAUAGAAAAGGUCUACGAUGUCGUACAGAAGUUGGCCUCGACAUUGCGUGUAAUAAGGAUUGCGCUGCUGCAGAGUUGGCACCAGUUCGACCCUAACACCACUUUGGACAGCUUAUGGUCAUCUAGAAGAGUUACCGCGCCACUACUUGCACAACUAGCAAUACUAAAGUCAACUGUGACGUCCCAAGAUUCGAAGAGGCCUAGUCUAAUUCCACGGGCUUUUCACAAUCGCAAUGUCUUGAUUCUGAGCUAUCGGACACGAAUGAGAAAAAGACUAUAUGAAUCUGUUUCUGAGAUCCAGAAUUUCACUGUAGACUUUGCCAAAGACUUAGACUUGAUCAUCUAUGAUAUUCAACGGAGUCUGUUGGAACACCACAUUGAGCAAUAUUCUCUAAAUGAAGAAUCAUUUUCCCUGGUCAAGCCACCGCCAUUAAAAGAGAACAGUUCGUCGGAGACUUGCGCAGACUGUAAGACUAUUUUUGACUUACGAGAUUUUUGGCCAAUUGAGCUAGGAACCAAUCCAUUUCAACCAACUUUGUCGUUUAAUACUUCGAUCCUUAAGAUAUUCGAUUCAGCUUGGUCAGGAUGCCACUUUUGCAGACUUCAACUGACCAGACUUCUUGAGCAAGGGGCUACUGUUCGACAUAUCGCAUAUGUCCACAUAACGUGGUGGAAAUAUUGGCACAAAGAAAGUAACUAUACUAAUACUAAUAAUGACAUUCUUUUCAGCAAGGAUCUUCGUAUCAGGUAUCUGUCUGAUGAUAUGGAGAUCGUGCAUUUUGAUUAUUAUAUCACACUGCCACUCAUAGAAGCGGAUCAGAAUCGACGAAUUGGACUAUUAACGGCGUCUAGAUCCACGCUGGCUAUUGUCAGAGCUUGGCUGUCGAAUUGUUCGAGCACCCAUGAUAGAUGCAAGCGUGACGAUUCUGCCAUCCUCAGCCGACCAAAACGACUUAUACACCUUGGUGAGUUUGAAAAACUUGAGCCACGACUGGUGGAAGUGGGAGAUAUCCCGCCAGAUGUUGUUUACAUGACACUAUCUCAUCGAUGGAGCUAUAAAGCAACUACGCAACUACUAAGGUCCAACAUAACGCAAUUUUAUCAGAACAUACCUGAGAGUUCUUUACCUAGGUGCUAUCUUGAUGCGAUGAAAUUUAUGCGCCGGCUCGGAGUAUCGUAUGUAUGGAUCGACAGUCUCUGUAUCUUGCAGGAUUCUGGAAAAGACUGGUACAGCGAAUCAGCGAAGAUUGCAGAUAUAUUCGCUGGAUCGUGGUGUAAUAUAGCUACCGUAAGCUCUCUGGACGAUACUCACACACUGCAUCCUGACAGGAGUUCCGAGGACGUCAGAGGGUGCAUAAUCGAGAACCCACCCACGUCGAAAUUCUCGGUGAGGGCACACGAUGAAGGAUAUAGAAGGUGGAACAGUUCAAUAACCAACUCUGUUCUGUCCAAGCGAGGUUGGGUAUUGCAGGAACUGCUAUCUGCCCCAAGAACUUUAUAUUUUGGGAAAGAUGAAGUGAUGUGGCAGUGUAAGACACAAAAGUCUUCUGAAAGUAUGCCAAAAGAGGUAGAUGUCACAAGCAGAAGAUAUAAAUCUACGUUUGACGACCCUGCUUUCAGCGAAAUAUCCCUCUAUGGACCAAGAGGAUGGGGGGAAAUUGUUCAAGAUUACUCAAAACGAGAACUCACAUUUCCAACACACGACAAGCUCAUAGCUAUAGGUGGCAUCGCUAAGAAGUACGGAAAUGAAGAAGACUAUCUCGCAGGUCUCUGGAAGCACGAUAUCAUAUUCCAGCUCACAUGGCGUGUUCUUCAAAAAGAUACAGAUGCACAAUCACUCGAAGACUUCCAAGCCCCAUCCUGGACCUGGGCGUCUCUCAAUAAGGAAAUCACUUACAGCUCGCGGAUCAUCGAUAAAAUGCACAUGCAUCGACCAAUCGCAAAACUCAUUAGUUCAAACCUCACACACGUUUCAGACAACAAACUCGGUAGACUUUCACAAGGAACUCUAGACAUCCAGGCGCCAAUAAUUAAAAUCGAGUUCCACCGCAUCUCACGAAGCUCCUACACAGUCCGGUACCACAAAGGACGAAAUUUCGUGCUUCCAAACCACUCUUCACCGUCAGCAAGCCGUUCUAUUUGUCUCGACUUUGAAACAGCGUUUCGGCCAGCAGCAAUUGACGAUGAUGAUGAUACUAUUACACCUACAUUUCUCAUCCCGCUCUACAUCGAUGUAGAGCGUAAUACAGCAAGACCAGUCAAAGUCCAUGCGUUGAUUGUUGAGUGUACGGGAAACGCACGAGAGUUUAGGCGAAAAGGUGUUAUGACAUUGGAAGGGAGGUGGCAGGUCGAGGAUUUGGCAAACUGUUGUAAGAGUUAUAUGGGAGUUGCGGAGGAAGAUAUGUUUGACGGGUUGGUUGGGGAGGAGGAUGGGUGGGUGGUGUAUAAUUUGGCUCUUGUAUAA
Glarea lozoyensis ATCC 20868 is the source of this 2565-nucleotide messenger RNA. RefSeq lists its product as uncharacterized. The transcript has 3 exons. Lineage: Eukaryota; Fungi; Ascomycota; Leotiomycetes; Helotiales; Helotiaceae. Bases 1 to 2565 code for a protein of 854 amino acids. The record is from RefSeq and is a predicted model, not a curated record.